GUGAAACACUCCUAUUUGCCACAGCCCUGUGACAAACGCACGAAGACAGAACUCGAAGCCAGCCAGAGAAGAACCAGGAUGAACCUCCUUCCCUCCUGCUCGGUGGAGACGUGGGCCCUUUUGCUUAUUUUCAUAGCCCUCCUGGUAGCAUAUGGAACCUGGCCGUUUGGUGUCUUCAAGAAGUUGGGUAUUCCUGGGCCAAGACCUCUGCCUUUCUUUGGGACGUGCCUGGAAUAUCGCAAAGGUUUCUUGGAGUUUGACAAUGAGUGUUUCCAGAAAUACGGGAAAGUCUGGGGGAUUUACGAUGGCAGGCAACCUGUGAUGGCUGUCGUGGACCCCCAGAUCAUUAAAUCUGUGCUGGUUAAAGAGUGUUACUCCACCUUUACCAACCGCAGGCGUAUGGAACUAGUAGGGGUGCUGAGCAACGCCGUCUCAUUAGCCGAAGACGAACAGUGGAAAAGGAUUCGCACUGUGCUCUCUCCAACCUUCACCAGUGGGAAGCUAAAGGAGAUGUUCCAUAUAAUAAAGCACUAUGGGGAAGUUUUGGUGAAAAAUGUUCAAAAGCGAGUGGAAAAGGACCAGGCUCUAACUGUAAAGGAUAUCUUUGGAAGCUACAGCAUGGAUGUCAUCACCGGCACUUCGUUUGGUGUGAACAUCGACUCAAUGAACAACCCCAAAGACCCCUUUGUCAGAGAGAUGCAGAAGCUGGUCAAGUUUGAUUUUUUUGACCCAUUGUUCAUCUUUAUAUUUGUAUGCCCAUUCGUUAUUCCUCUUUUGGCAAAGAUGAAUGUAAACAUCUUCCCCAAGGAUGCUCUAAAUUUCUUCAUGAGAUCCGUUGCCAAAAUUAAGCAGGAUCGUGAAAAAGAGACUCACAAUGGCAGAGUAGAUUUUCUGCAGCUGAUGAUUGAAUCCCAGGACUCAACCAGUCAUGGAAGCAAUGGAACUGCUCAUUCACACAAAGGCCUGACUGACAUAGAGAUCCUGUCACAAGCAUUCAUCUUUUUAUUUGCUGGAUACGAGGCCACCAGCAACACACUUUGCUUCCUAGCAUAUGAGCUGGCCCUGCAUCCUGAUGUGCAGCAAAAAGUGCUGGAGGAGAUAGACACCGUGUUACCCAACAAGGCUCCUCUCACAUACGACGCAGUCAUGAAAUUGGACUAUCUUGAUAUGACAGUGAAUGAAACCCUUCGGCUCUUUCCCCUUGGAGGACGGCUUGAGAGAGUCUGCAAGAGAGACAUAGAAAUAAAUGGAGUGAUGAUUCCCAAAGGAACUGUUGUUGUAAUCCCACCCUAUACCCUCCACCGCAACCCUGAGUACUGGCCAAACCCAGAGGAGUUCAGACCAGAAAGGUUCAGUAAGGAAAACAAAGACACCAUAGACCCGUAUACGUACCUACCCUUUGGAGCUGGCCCCAGGAACUGCAUCGGGAUGCGGUUUGGUCUCCUGAGUCUGAAAGUUGCCAUCACCAUCCUACUGCAACACUUCACCUUCCAAACCUGCAAAGAAACUCAGAUCCCUCUCAAGCUGAGCUCACAGGGAUUGCUAAGACCAGAGAAACCCAUCAUGCUGAAGCUAGUCCCGCGGACCAGCACCGCUCCUGCAGAGGCGUAAAACCCAGCUGCGCCUGCCACAGUUCUCCGCUGUCUAAUGAGUGUUGUGCUAACAAAGGGAUCACACAUCGCAUGAAAUCUCUCCUAUACAUCCAGCCACAGAAGAGCAGCUCUAGUUAAUUCUGGAAGCAAUUACUACAUAUUUACUAAUAAACAUAGCUGUCAGAAACGUAACGUGGAUCACUGGACAGCGACAAUACACAGUCCCCCUAAUUUUGAUUGCAGAAAACGAGAAAUAAAUCCAAAUGUGAAGCUGAUCAUCAACUUCUGAGGGGAUUUCUCCAUCUGGAGAGAAGAAAUUACUGUUGCAUCCAAGAGGAACAAGGUGUGAUAGAAAUUCAAAUCGCCAGACCUCACUGGGCAGGGACGGGUGACAUUCUUCUUGGUGUAUUGAUGCUUGAAAUUUCAUGUGUUAUAAUUGAGAUGACUGGUGUGAGACUACAUCCUAGUUACCAAACCUCUCCUGUGCCAUGUGUUAAUUAAACUAAAGUGUGUACAAAUACUGUCAUUAAAAAUGUUUGAGAGCUGC
Molecule: messenger RNA, 2139 nt
Organism: Falco peregrinus (peregrine falcon)
Lineage: Eukaryota; Metazoa; Chordata; Aves; Falconiformes; Falconidae
Product: cytochrome P450 3A9-like
Exons: 13
Coding region: 79-1611 (510 amino acids)
Biological process (GO): steroid metabolic process; oxidative demethylation
Molecular function (GO): oxidoreductase activity, acting on paired donors, with incorporation or reduction of molecular oxygen, reduced flavin or flavoprotein as one donor, and incorporation of one atom of oxygen; testosterone 6-beta-hydroxylase activity; iron ion binding
Source: RefSeq, a predicted model, not a curated record